AUAAGGACACUCAACAACAACUCAUUCAAAAGUUUUAAAUCCCUGGAGCAUGUGAGUGUGUGUUCGCACUCUUACCAAACGUUCACUUUACAAUAGAUCGUUAUAUUUUUUGCAAUUACUUUGCUGGUUUGAUGUCUGAUGGCCAUAUAACGUCGACGGAAAUGAGUGAGUGGUCGACAAUGCGAUUGGUUAUCGGAGCUGCUGUAUUUAUUACGAUCGUCCUAUUUGAUCUCAGUAUCGCCUCCACUCCGAGAUUUGAAAUGUCCAGUGACGAUCAGUCAAAAUUUAAGGAAGGAGAGACGCAAUUUUCCGCUCUGCAAGAGUACACUCGUCACCCAAGAUACGGCCAAUGUUGGACCAACGCCUUACAGCAAAUAAACGAGGGAUGCAGGCGACUAACUGAUGAUGAACAAAGCCAUCUUGCUCUAGCGUUUGCAAAUUGCCAUUUAUCGAAGCUGGGUCUUAACACCUAUGAAUGUUUACCGGGACAAACACUCAAAGAAUGUACCACGAAUAUGGAUGACAGGGGGUUCAUCGCUUAUACAGAGUUUUUCACUCAUACGCAGAAUAUUUGCUUUUUCCUUCAAAAUCAAAUUUGGCAUGAGCGAACAGAGAGUACUGUGUCGAGAUUGGCCGAUAGCUCCGAGACUGUCGCCGAGCAAUUGGAGGUGGCUGGUAAAAUCCAAGAACAGAUGAUCGUCAGGCAGAACGAAUCUCUGAAAAACCAGGAAGAAAUUUUACAGAGUGGACAACAUUUGAAGGAGACACUGAACUCGCAAACUGAAGAUAUCCAGUCUUCAUUCAAUGAAAUGAAAGCCACAGCCGCAGAGCAUAAAAUUUUAUUUGCUGAGGCUUUCCAAAAAGUUGCUGAUUUGCAGAAAAUGGUGAUGAUAGAAUUCACUGGUUUUUAUUCCUUGUUUUUUUAUGCAUUAAGUGCCUUGAUAUCUUAUCUCUUGACCUCCACGCCGAGAACCAGCAAUGCACGAUUCUGGAUGUUUAUAAUAUUACUGGUGAACAUUACUGUUGAGAGGGUGAUUGUCAGGAUAACAGACGAUACGGAAGCAGUAUAUGGGAGGAUGUGGAUCUGUAGACAAGUAUUUUGUUUCCUUGCAUUGUUGAUAUUGUUAAUAAUGGCCUAUAGUUACAAAGACUUUGCUGCAAUCAAUAACUGUCUCCUUCUAGACAUUAAGAAACAGAAUUCAGAACUCAAAAACUUUCUUCUCAGUAUUAGUGAGAACACGCCUGCGUUGCAGCUUCCAAAUAAUGCUCCCUUGCCAUCCAUUGAAGCAUUACCAGUACAUCAAACGGCAGUGAACAAUCACCAGAUUAUGAAACAGAUAACUCAAGUACAAGCAUUUGCUGGGACUGAGAAAUGGACAACUGAUGCAAGGAAAGACAAAGCACCAACGGAUUUCUUCUCGGAUUGUGAUUCUGGUCUGUCUGACAGUGAUAGCGAUGCCAGUUUUGUCACCAUUGUAAAUGGUUGCAGCCAGCAUAGCAGUCGAAGCAGCACGCCAACACUGAACCAAUCGGUUGCAAAACUCACCAGGAGUAGUACACCAAUCCAGGAUACAACUAAGACUUCCUCAAAUUUUGAUCAGGAAAAUAACCUGUCAGUAAGCAUGAUAUCAAAUACAAGUAGUUUGGGCGUUAUCAAGCAACCAUCGAUAGAUCCAAAGAAAGGAAGCAAAAGAAAGGGACGACCCAAAGGACGCAAAACAAAAUCAAGACAGACAACGCCACAGUAUUCAAACCCAAAUAUUUCUUACAACCUGCGGAGUCGCCGUAGUCGUAGUAACACACCUGUUAUAUCUCCUGCAUCUGAAAGUGUACAAGCAAUAGUAAAGACUGCCAUUGAUAUCAAUUCUAGAGUUACCAGACUACCCAAAGUUGUAUACCGACAAGAUGAACCUGGAUUUUUUUCAUCAGACGAGGAUUAA
Messenger RNA from Saccoglossus kowalevskii, 1940 nucleotides. RefSeq lists its product as uncharacterized. Lineage: Eukaryota; Metazoa; Hemichordata; Enteropneusta; Harrimaniidae. The record is from RefSeq and is a predicted model, not a curated record.